CCCUUCACCCACCCCAGGCCUUCUCGUCUCUCUCUAAUCUCUAUCACUCUGAGUAUGCCAAAUUUUAUAUAUAAAAAUACUAUGGUUUUUUCAAUCAAAGAGAAGACUUCCACAAAUAUUGAGAUCAGCAGAUACACGUUUUCUCUUACCUGUGGUUCAGAAUUAUUAUGUGAUAAAAGACAAAUAGGAGAGAGAUGUAUUUGUAUACACUGCGGAAUUUCAAGCUAGCAGCUUUUGUAGAAAGCUCUCUUACAAAAAGUACAAGUGUUCCAAAAGAAAACUACAGUAACAAAUUGCUUAUAUUUUACCAAAAAAUAAAGAGAAAUCAGACAACAACAUUGAUUCUCUCAGAUAUGUCUACAAUGGAAAUUCCUGCAUAUGUUUUCACAGUGCCAAUACUAGUCAUGAUAAUUCUCUUGCUGGUGAGAAAGAAUAAGACAAAGACACUGAAUCAUCCUCCUGGAAGUUACGGAUGGCCUUUUCUUGGAGAAACACUAGACUUUCUCAAAGCGAGCAAAGAAGGAAAGCCAGAAAAAUUCGUAAAAGAAAGGAUAGAGAAAUACAAGUCAAAAAUCUUCAAGACUUCGUUAAUGGGAGAGACCAUGGUGGUAUUGGGUGGAACCAGUGGGAAUAAGUUCUUGUUUAGCAAUGAAAACAAACAAGUAACUAUUUGGUGGCCUGUAACUGUUAGGAAACUUCUAGGACCUGGUUUGGUUACUUCUGUCGGAGAAGAAGCCAAGAUCAUGAGGAAGAUGCUUUCUUCUUUUAUUAGCCCUGAUGCUUUUUCCAGACUAUACAUCAAAGCCAUGGAAGUUGUUGGCCACCACCAUUUUGAGAAUUAUUGGCAAGGUAAAGAGAAGGUGAAGGUAUUUCCUCUCGUCAAAUUAUACACUUUCAAAGUGGCAUGUCAACUAUUCAUGAGCCUUGAAGACAAUAAUGAAAUCGAAAGGCUUUCUGCAGAGUUCAACAUUUUCUUGAAAGGACUGAUAUCGAUCCCUCUAAAUUUACCUGGUACAGCAUUUUACAAGGCAAUGAGAGGUACAACUGCUAUUAGAAAAGAACUACUACAAUUUGUCAGGAAAAGAAAAGAAGCCUUGGAACACAAAACAUCUUCACCUUCACAAGACAUUUUGUCUCAUUUGCUAUCCUGUCCGGAUGAAAAUGGAAAGUUCAUGUCUGAACUACUUAUUGUUAAUAACAUAUUGUUGCUACUCUUUGCCGGCCAUGAUACUUCAUCUGUCACUCUUACUUUGCUCAUUAAGAGACUGGCAGAGCACCCUCAGGUUUAUCAAAACGUUUUGAAAGAGCACAUUGAGAUAGCAUCGGCGAAGAAAGAUGGGGAGUUUCUGAGUUGGGAUGAUAUACAGAAGAUGAAGUGUUCGUGGAACGUAAUAUCUGAAGUAAUGAGACUAACACCACCUAUAAUGGGGGCUUAUCGAGAAGCAAUUGUGUAUAUAAAUUAUGAAGGUUAUCACAUCCCUAAGGGGUGGAAGGCAAUUCAGUAUGACAUACAAUGUUGCUGAUUUGCGCUCCAUGGGAGUGAGUUGGUGAGGUAUGACCUUUUUAGAAUUACAACCAGAUUGAUUGAAAAUUGAUAUCGGUUGCAAAUGAGGCGCAUUCACAUCGUCCUGAUGACGAUUCGAUCGGUUUCUUCAACAAGCAACUUCAUCACGAAAGUAGUGCGAACAAAAUUGAGAAGUUUCUCUUGCAAGAUAUGCCUCAACUAUAGAGCCUUCAACCCUAUGUUUGUUUUUGGGACCCCUUUUCAAUUUUUCAAUUGCCCGGUACAAUCUUAAGGUUAGAUGUGUACUAUAUUUAAAAAACAUAUGUAUGAAUUUAAAUAUAUUGCAAAUGCUUACCGUUCGAAUGGAUACAUCCACCUAGUUUGAACUAGACCGCCUAGCUGAGCUUCGUACACAAGGUGAAUGGAAAGAUGUUCCAUCACAUCGAAGAAUGCUGGCGGGAAAAUCUCCUCC
Messenger RNA from Capsicum annuum, 1976 nucleotides. RefSeq names its product beta-amyrin 28-monooxygenase. NCBI's taxonomy places the organism in Eukaryota, Viridiplantae, Streptophyta, Magnoliopsida, Solanales, Solanaceae. Gene Ontology annotation, molecular function: iron ion binding; monooxygenase activity; heme binding. The transcript has 4 exons. Bases 195 to 1523 code for a protein of 442 amino acids. The record is from RefSeq and is a predicted model, not a curated record. Gene Ontology annotation, biological process: sterol metabolic process.